AUGGUUGCCCCGGCAGCUGGAGGAUUGUUGCUCUUCAAACUCUGGGUGGCGAAGAAAGUAGCCGUGUUAGCCGCGAUACGCGCGUUCGGAAUCAAACGAGUCUAUCGACGGAGCGUGAAGUUUCUGGAUUAUUUCGUCACGCACGAGAAAACGCACGCAAAGUUGAAGAGCAUCGUGCACAAAACAGCGCACACGACCAUGCAGUUUGAGGACGCGUUAGCGAAGAAGGCAAGGGAGAUGAUGGAUAACAUCGUUAGGACUGGGAGUAGUAGUGGUAUUAAUAGUCGGACUCCUCCUCCUCCUCCACCUCCUUCCUAA
Bathycoccus prasinos is the source of this 318-nucleotide messenger RNA. RefSeq lists its product with no specific name. The record is from RefSeq and is a predicted model, not a curated record. NCBI's taxonomy places the organism in Eukaryota, Viridiplantae, Chlorophyta, Mamiellophyceae, Mamiellales, Bathycoccaceae. The transcript has a single exon. Bases 1 to 318 code for a protein of 105 amino acids.